AUGUCAUUGAAAGAUGAAAGUUUAAUCGUUCCUGACGAGGACAGUGUCAGUAGCAGUGACGAGGAAUUGCAAGAGCCUAAUAACGAGUAUAUACGAAGAGAGCACCUUAACAGAUUUCUUGAAACUUGUAACGUCCAAAAAUUAACUCGACCAAGGAAGAGAUGGGCCAAGGCAGGUGCGCGCACGCAUAGCAACCACAUGAAAAAGGCUAAAGACGUUAUUGUAGCGGCUUUAGAUGUUAUCACGCCUGGUGAUGCGGCUCAUUUAUGGGAUGCACUUCAGUCUUCAAUGCUUGUCGACAAAGAGCUUGGAUAUGAAGGUAGUGCCGACCGCAAAUAUCUUGAAGCCUUGGCAGAAACAUACAAAAAUGCAUCCGCCUGGGAUACUAGAAGACAAGUCUUGUCCAUAAUGGCUGAUCUAGUCCCCAUCGAACACCUUCAGAGCUAUCUACCUGGUAUCACUGAGUACCGAGUGAAAACUGCGCAACUGCACAAACAUGUUUAUGGUCGAGGAAAUCCACUUCCAUCAAGGUGUAGUCCCCAAAUGAGAGUAGAGGCCACCCAGCUUGAUCAUUUUUUGACGUUUAUAACAAGUCCGCACAUCAUACAAGACCUUCCAUUUGGACAAAAGUACAUAAACCUUUCAACUGGCGAAGUACUGGAGAAACCAAACGUAAUUCGAAGUAUGAUUUCAGAACGUAUUGUUAAGCAGUACACUAAAUACUGCGACGAAUUCGGGUUCAAACCAUUUGGACGUACAACAAUGUUGGCUAUCCUCGCAGCCUGAAGCGCCACCGUAAGAAAGUCGUUCCAACGAAUCGACUAUAUUGCCGCAGAAGGAGGCAAAGCUUACGACGACCUAUGUCAUGUGAAGCGACUAGAGGAAUACGGGGUAUUGAAGACAGAUGUUUCUGAGCUGUGGAGAAGUUGUGUAAAGAGUGUAAAGCAAUAUAUAAAGUCAGAUUACAACGUAUUCGAGGCUAGUCUCAUAAUGGAACAAAACAACAAAAACGUCAAUUUCGAUGUAAUGUUCCUUAUAAAAUUCGGUGCGAUAGCACAGUAUAAUAGUAAAAAUAGACCUAAUUGGAUGUAUUCAGUCCACAUGACCAUUUACCGUUGCUGUCAGUUUUGACUUUUUUGUCAUGAAGCAUACUUUUGCACUAUUUUACCUUCGUCGUUUAAAAUUAUAUCGCUUAUUGCUUUUAUUACAAUUUUGUCACACAGGUGCACGUAUCUCCCUCUUCGCCCGUGGCUGACCACUCUAGCGUAUACGCUCUGAGCGAUGACAAGGAACCCUUGUUCAGCAGCCCUUGCGAUCACGAUCAUGAUAGGACGUGCCCCCAAUGUGAAGAACUAACAGCCUUAGUGUCUGCCAUUCAAGAAUACUGA
Porites lobata is the source of this 1388-nucleotide messenger RNA. Lineage: Eukaryota; Metazoa; Cnidaria; Anthozoa; Scleractinia; Poritidae. The record is from the annotation of a GenBank genome assembly.